GGAGCUAGAGCUGCAGUGCGAGUGGGGCUCGUGCUCGUUCGUGUGCUGGGCCCUGGAGGAGUUCUUCCAGCACCUGCAGCAGCACCUGCAGCAGCACCUGCGAGGCCCCGCCCGGCGGGAGGAUGACGACGACCUGAUGGCAGUUGGAGAGCAGGGACCGGGAGUUUGUCCAUUGAUCGCGCCUCCCCAGCGCCUGUCCCGCACUCGGUGGCCAUUCACUGCCGGUGUUUGCUGAAUGAACUCCUGGCAACGCGGGCGAGUCUGGCCUCCGCCCGUACUGCGCAGUGCCGCGGGGAGAAGGUCGAGCUGGACAUUGCAGAGUGCACCUCUUCCUCCCGAACCCCUCUCUGCAGAGGAAGAAUUCUCCUGCUUGUGGCAGGAGUGCGGCUUUUGUUCUCUGGAAAGCUCUUCCGACCUCGUCCGCCACGUCUACUUCCACUGCUACCACACCAAGCUGAAGCAGUGGGGCCAGCAGGCGCUGCAGAGCCAGGCCGACCUCAGCCCCUGUAUCCUGGACCUGCAGAGCCGCAACAUCAUCCCUGACAUCCCCGACCGCUUCCUGUGUCUAUGGGAACACUGCGAGAGCGCCUUCGACAAUCCCGAGUGGUUCUAUCGGCACGUGGACGCGCACAGUCUAUGCUGUGACUACCAGGCCGUGGGCAAGGACAACCACGUGGUGGCCUGCGGCUGGAAAGACUGCACCUGCACCUUCAAGGACCGCUGCAAGCUCCGGGAGCACCUGCGCAGCCACACGCAGGAGAAGGUGGUGGCGUGCCCCACCUGCGGGGGCAUGUUUGCCAACAACACCAAGUUCUUGGACCACAUCCGACGCCAGACGGCCCUGGACCAGCAGCGUUUCCAGUGCUCUCACUGCUCCAAGAGGUUCGCCACGGAGCGCCUGCUGCGGGACCACAUGCGCAACCACGUGAAUCACUAUAAGUGCCCCCUGUGCGACAUGACCUGCCCGCUGCCAUCCUCCCUGCGCAACCACAUGCGCUUCCGCCACAGCGAGGACCGGCCUUUUAAGUGUGACUACUGUGACUACAGCUGCAAGAAUCUGAUCGACCUCCGGAAGCACCUGGACACACACAGCCGAGAGCCAGCCUACAGGUGUGACGUGGACAAGUGCAGCUUCUCGGCACGCUCCCUCUCGUCCAUCAAGGCCCACUACCGGAAGGUUCACGAGGGAGACUCAGAGCCACGGUACAAGUGCCACGUCUGUGAUAAAUGCUUCACCCGGGGCAACAACCUCACCGUGCACCUUCGCAAGAAGCAUCAGUUCAAGUGGCCCUCGGGGCACCCCCGUUUCCGGUACAAGGAGCACGAGGACGGCUACAUGCGGCUGCAGCUGGUCCGCUACGAGAGUAUGGAGCUGACACAGCAGCUGCUGCGGCAGCCACAGGAGGAGUCGGACCUGGGAACGUCCCUGAAUGAGAGCAGCCUGCAGGGCAUCAUCCUGGAGACGGUGCCCGGCGAGCCGGGCUGCCAGGAAGAGGCGGAAGAGGAGGAAGAAGGUGGGGAGGGGUCGGCCCUCGCAGCCUCCCAGGACUCCCCGAGCCCCAUCAUCCACGUGGUGGACCAGACCAAUGCGCAGGGCGAGCGAGAGAUCGUCUACUACGUGCUGUCCGAGGCCCCGGGAAAGCCCCCCCCACGCCCGGAGCCCCCCAUAGCAGGCAGCACAGGAAGCCGUCAGGGGAUAGCCGAGGAGCCAGAAGUCCAGAAGGUUUGACAGGCACAUGCGUGGAGGCCUCGCUUCAGGCCCGGGCUCAGCAGCAGGUGACCCUGGAAGGGCUGAGACUCAGCGCUCCCGGGCGUGCCCGGCCUGCCCGCAGCCUGGCAGCCUCCCCGGGACUCUCCCUUCUCCAGCCCUGAGGUUGGGCUUUUGAGGGCACUGUGCUGUGUGUCUUUGUGGAGGGGACUCAGACCAGAUUUCACCCCAACCCCUGGGCCCAGCAGACAGUGAUUCAAGUCCUUAGCAGCUUGUGAUCAUUCCUCUCCUUCCGGGCCCUGAGGCCCGGGGGAAUUUGUUCAGGACUCCCCUAUGGCUUUCUCAUUCCCAGCCGGACCCUGUGAGCCAAUCAGGGAUGUUUAGGGGCUGGAGCACUAGCACAGCAGGAAAGGCUUUUUCCUUGCACACGGUUGACCCAGGUUCGAUCCCCAGCAUCCCAUCGGGUCUCCCGGAAUAUGGCCAGGAGUGAUUCCUGAGCACAGAGCCAGGAGUAAGCCCCGAGCACUGCUCCAAAGCCAAACAGAAAAGAAAGGAGCCCUUCUGUCACCCUGCGAUCCAUUCACCCAGUUAGCCUCAGGGACAGGGUCGGGGGGGGGUGUCGGUCAUUUUGGUAAUAAAAGCAUUGCUUGGA
Messenger RNA from Sorex araneus (European shrew), 2360 nucleotides. It is a transcript of the gene HINFP, whose product is annotated as histone H4 transcription factor. The record is from RefSeq and is a predicted model, not a curated record. Gene Ontology annotation, molecular function: RNA polymerase II cis-regulatory region sequence-specific DNA binding; DNA-binding transcription factor activity, RNA polymerase II-specific. Lineage: Eukaryota; Metazoa; Chordata; Mammalia; Eulipotyphla; Soricidae. The coding region runs from base 236 to 1729 and encodes 497 amino acids. Gene Ontology annotation, biological process: regulation of transcription by RNA polymerase II; anatomical structure development. The transcript has 9 exons.